This is a messenger RNA of Tupaia belangeri chinensis (Chinese tree shrew), 2060 nucleotides long. It is a transcript of the gene SLAIN1, whose product is annotated as SLAIN family member 1. Bases 107 to 1156 code for a protein of 349 amino acids. Lineage: Eukaryota; Metazoa; Chordata; Mammalia; Scandentia; Tupaiidae. Gene Ontology annotation, cellular component: microtubule plus-end. The transcript has 7 exons. The record is from RefSeq and is a predicted model, not a curated record. Gene Ontology annotation, biological process: microtubule nucleation; positive regulation of microtubule polymerization; cytoplasmic microtubule organization.
CUACACCUGGUUAUACGUUGGCUCUUCAAAGACGUUGACCUCACCAGAGAAAUCCCUGACUCCUUUGCAGUGGUGCAGACACGUCCUGGACAACCCGACUCCUGAGAUGGAGGCAGCCAGGCGGUCCCUGUGCUUUAGACUGGAGCAAGGUUUCACAUCCAGGGGCUCCCCUCUCAGUCCCCAGUCAUCAAUUGACAGUGAGCUGAGUACUUCAGAACUGGAAGAUGACUCCAUCUCCAUGGGAUAUAAGCUACAGGACCUCACUGAUGUUCAGAUCAUGGCUCGUCUGCAAGAAGAAAGCCUUAGGCAGGAUUAUGCCUCCACUUCAGCAUCUGUGUCAAGACAUAGUUCCAGUGUGUCACUGAAUUCAGGAAAGAAAGGGACCUGUAGCGAUCAGGAAUACGAUCGGUACAGCCUGGACGACGAGGAGGAAUUUGAUCAUUUGCCACCACCUCAGCCUCGUCUUCCAAGAUGUUCACCUUUCCAAAGAGGAAUUCCCCAUUCACAGACUUUCUCCAGCAUUCGGGAUUGCAGGAGGAGCCCCAGUUCCCAGUAUUUCCCUUCAAACAAUUACCAGCAGCAACAGUAUUACUCGCCUCAAGCCCAGACUCCAGAUCAGCAACCAAAUAGGACCAAUGGAGAUAAGCUCCGAAGAAGCAUGCCCAACCUAGCCCGGAUGCCAAGUACAACUGCCGUUAGUAGCAAUGUUAAUUCUCCAGUCACCGUGCGAAACAGUCAGAGUUUCGACUCAAGUUUGCAUGGAGCCGGAAAUGGAGUUUCAAGAAUACAGUCUUGUAUUCCGUCUCCUGGACAGCUUCAGCACAGAGUCCACAGCGUGGGCCAUUUCCCAGUGUCUGUCCGACAGCCUCUUAAAGCCACAGCCUAUGUGAGUCCGACCGUUCAAGGCAGCAGUAACAUGCCUUUAUCCAACGGCUUACAGUUAUAUUCCAGCACGGGAAUCCCCACCCCAAACAAAGCAGCAGCUUCUGGGAUGAUGGGGCGCAGUGCACUUCCAAGACCUUCCCUGGCAAUAAAUGGGAGUAACCUGCCUCGAAGCAAAAUUGCACAACCUGUAAGAAGUUUCCUUCAGCCUCCAAAGCCUCUGUCUUCACUCAGCACUCUGAGGGAUGGGAACUGGAGAGACGGUUGCUACUGAUGCAGUUUUAUAUACCCUUGAAGAAUGGGAAAGACGUGAAAAUGAGGGUUGUGUUACCUAGCUGGCUGGGUAACAGCGGAUGUUGGGAUAUUCUUUCCCUUUGGCAUUUUAACAUAUUCACUGCAUUGUUUUUCAAUGGACCAAUCACCAGAGACUAAUUAUUGCACUUAAAUAUUUGCCUGAAAUACUGCAGCGUUCUCAAAUUCACGGUUGCAGUAUUGUGACUCUUAGCUCUAGGACGUUUUUGUAGAACUGCUCUGUAUCUGAAUACUUUUUGAGAGAACUGAGAUGUAUCAAUAAUGCUUUGCCUCAUGCGUUUUUUAAAGUAACUUGUUCAAUUUACUUACAUGUUCUAAGCAUCAUUCCAUUACAUGUUCUGUAUUUUAAUACACUGCAUAUUUACAACUAGGUUCUAUAAUGUUUGUUUUGAAAUUUACUUUUUUAUAGUUUACAGGAAUUUUAUUUUUUGUGCCUAUUUCUUUUUACACCUAUGUGAACCACUAAGGAACAACUUAAAUUUUGUGCCAUAAAACUAUUUUUGUGGUAAGGUACUAUUUUUUUAGCUCUAGGGAUAUAUCAGCAAAAAUACAUCAUACAAUUUGAGAGACAUAAUUUUAUGUUGAAUGAGCACAACCUAAUCUGAAGCAUUGCAAGGUAAUAGCCAGACAGCAAAAUUAAAUGGUCUCGUCUUUUUCAUUGUUAAUUUAUUGUCAUACAUGGGUUUCAUAUUUAUAAUGGUAUCACAAGCUCAUUGCACUUAAUACCUGCAAUGUUUGCUACUGUACUACAAUUGAUUUUCAACACUUUAUUACAAAGGAUGAAACUGUAAUGUUUUAUUAACAAUGCUUCUGGAAAUGAAUGCAUUUUAAAGCAAAUAAAUCUUUUUGAUAGACCUUUUACAAAA